This is a messenger RNA of Alternaria postmessia, 1788 nucleotides long. RefSeq lists its product as uncharacterized. The record is from RefSeq and is a predicted model, not a curated record. Lineage: Eukaryota; Fungi; Ascomycota; Dothideomycetes; Pleosporales; Pleosporaceae. Gene Ontology annotation, biological process: transmembrane transport. Gene Ontology annotation, cellular component: membrane. Gene Ontology annotation, molecular function: transmembrane transporter activity. The transcript is spliced from 6 exons. The coding region runs from base 1 to 1788 and encodes 595 amino acids.
AUGGCUGAAGAGAAGCAGUAUCGUGAAGAGGUCACGACUGAUCCCAGCCUCACCCAUCAACACACCGCGAGCAGUCAUGGCCUUCACCAUGACCAUGUCGCACAAGAAGCCCUUGGUGGCCACACCGCUGAUCUGGGCAAGUCAUACUUCACAUCCAUCAACUUUAUUGGCACUGUAGUGGCAACGUGUCUAGCGCAGAUUUCUGGUUACCUAGGGUGGGUUCUUCCUGCGAAUACACUGAGUCUCAUCAACGCCGCGAUUGGACCAUCACCGGAUAUCAUCUGGGUCGGCAUCUCAUGGACGGCUGGAUUCGCCAUUGGUUUCACCCUCGUCGGUCGUCUGUCGGACAUCUUCGGUCGUAGAUGGUUCUUCAUCUGCUCUUCAAUACUUGGUCUGGUCGGAAAUAUCAUCGGGGCAAGCGCACAAAGCAUCAACAUGCUGAUCGCAACAAACUCCAUUAAUGGACUCGCCGCAGCCGGCCAACUUUCGUUCCAUAUUAUCCUUGGCGAGCUUGUUCCCAACUCCCUGAGAGGUCCUGUGAACGCUUUCGUGCUUUCGACUUCCGUCCCUUUCGCUGUAUUCGGACCGCCAGUAGCAAGAUCCCUCUACCAGACCACUGAGCUACAAUGGAGAUGGUGCUACAUCCUCGGAUGCAUUGUCAACGUACUGGCAAUUGUUUUAUACUUCUUCUUCUACUUCCCACCAACAUAUGAAAUGCUCCACGUAGGCGGCAAAUCGAAAUUGAAACAACUCAAAACGCUUGACUGGAUGGGUAUCGUCUUGUUCUCAACUGGUCUUGUCGUGUUCCUGAUUGGUAUGAACUGGGGCGGGUCAGCAUACCCAUGGAAGAGCGGACACGUACUGGGAGCACUCUUUGCUGGAUUUGGUACUCUAGUCGCAUUCUGCUUUUGGGAAGCUUUUGCCCCGGGACUAGAGUACCCCCUCAUUCCUUUACGACUCUUCAGAAACAUUCAGUAUGAUGCCAAUGUGGCUUGUGCUAGUCUGGCAGCCAUCGUAUACUACGCAAACUCCAUCAUCUGGCCAACAAUGGUCUCUUCGCUCUUCACCACAGAUAUCACCAAGAUCGGAUGGCUUUCGUGCGCUGUUGGUGGUGGCCUUCUCCUUGGACAAAUCCUUGGAGGCGCUGGUGUGCGCUACCUUCCGCGAAUGAAGAUCCAGAUGACUGUCGCGGCAGUCAUCACUACAGCUUUUGUCGCCGCUGUCGCUGCUUCGAAUGAAACGACAGAAGACCGCACGACCGCAUUACUUUUGAUCGGUACCAUUGCUGCAGGCUACAUCGAGAACCUCACACUUUCCAGUACAGCCUACCUCUGGGAUCCUGCCGAUAUUGGUCUGGUGACUGGUGUCAUGGGUGCUAUCCGAACUGGUCUUUCUGCGAUAGCUACGAGCAUGUACUCAUCGAUACUCGCCACUGAAUCAGCCAAGUAUAUUCCCCAAAAGGUCAUGCCGGCUGCGCUAGCUGCGGGUCUUCCUGAAACGUCGCUCCCCGCGCUGUUAACUAGUAUCACAUUGGGUGACUUCAGCGCUGUACCUGGUAUCUCACCUGCCAUCAUCGCAGCAACAGGUCAAGCUGUGAAGAGCGCAUACGCACUGUCGUUCCGAACUGUAUACCUCUGUACACUUCCUUUUGGCGUACUUCUUAUUGUUGCAGCUUUGCUCUCGCCUAAUGUGGAACAGUAUCUUACAGAUGAGGUUGCGAGGAAGAUGCAUGCCAGGGGCGAUGAAAAGGGUGACCAGGCUGUGAUGAAGGAGGUUGCCGAUGCAUAG